Messenger RNA from Zerene cesonia (dogface butterfly), 1358 nucleotides. RefSeq names its product activating signal cointegrator 1 complex subunit 3-like. The record is from RefSeq and is a predicted model, not a curated record. The transcript has 4 exons. Bases 42 to 1358 code for a protein of 438 amino acids. NCBI's taxonomy places the organism in Eukaryota, Metazoa, Arthropoda, Insecta, Lepidoptera, Pieridae.
AAAUUUUCACAUCAGCCACCACUUCCGAAUAUGCCAACACGAUGACGCAGAGGUCCUGCGAGAGCGCGUCAUCAGUGGAACACUUCUUCAACGUGGUCUUCUCGGAGUUCCAGAGCCACCCGCCGGCGUGUGUGUGUGUCCAAAUGUGCCAAGACCAGGCCACAUACUGCUACCCGAACAACUGCUUCAAGCCUAUAAACAAAAGGAAGAACGAUCAGAACCCGAUAUCAAAAAUUGACGGCCACAAAACUCAACCUAUCAUGUUUUUAAUUGAACACGAGAAAGAGCUGUUCGAUAUAUUUGAAGAUCGCGAUAGUAAAGGGAGGACGGAGAGGCCGGUAAAUGAAUUCAUAUUGCGUCCAAAUCCAUUUAAGGAGUUAGUAUUAAAGCACAAGAGGCUGCCUAAAUUGGAAAUGAGGUAUAAUUUACGAGAACAAGUUAAGAAUACCAAAUCGGACAAAUUGAAGGGGGACGGUAUAAAUCUUUCAAAAACGAGGUGGCCACUGAAUAAACAAGUAUUUCACAGCAAACAGCCCCGUAGCGAAAUAAAACAUUUUAAGGGAAACGAUGACACGAGACAAACAAAGUUUUUUGCGUCGAUGUUUUCAGAACAUGAGCCGCUAAAUUUUACUCCCAAAUACUUGAAAAAGUAUCUGACGAAACGGGAAAAUGGCGAUGUUAACUCGGAAGCAUUGUAUUUGUAUAAAACGGAAUCCGCAAAUUUCUCUUUGGAAACUUUAAUUGACAAUAUGAUUGACAAAAGUUUGGAUGAAAACGUGAAAAAUGCGACAUUGGAUUUGAAUGUUUACAUCAAUAACGAGAAUGUUAUUUCAUUAAAUUCAAGUAAAGAAACAGUUGAUAGAAAUAAAUACCAAGAAGAUUUCGGUAAACAAGACUUGAAUAAAAGCGUUAUUGAAUUAAUAGAAAAGAUGUCUCAAGAAAUUGAUAAGCAAAACAAUAUUAGCAUAGAAAUAGUUGAGAAGUUAACUGGAAGUAAGGUCGAAUCGGCAAUGAGCGGUAUGCCGCUUAUUAGUAUAGAUAUAAACGAAGUAGAAGACAGUCAUCCGACUUACGAAGUGGCUAAAAGAAAUUCCAUUACAGAUAAUGCAACAACUCUUUAUACUAUUGACAAUACACUUGAUUCUCAAGAAAUAUCGACGACGUCGUUCAAACCAAUUGCAUCCACAUCAAAAAUAAUGAACGAGGAAAGUAAACAGCGAAACCGGAUACAAGAUUGGGAUGAUGAUGAUAAUGAUGAUGAUGAUGAUGACGAUGAUAAUGAUAACGAUGAUAAUGAUAACGAUGAUAAUGAUGACAAUGAUAAUGUUGAGGAUGAUGAUGAUGAUAAUGAUAUAUAA